Messenger RNA from Colletes gigas, 4433 nucleotides. It is a transcript of the gene Upf1, whose product is annotated as regulator of nonsense transcripts 1 homolog. Gene Ontology annotation, biological process: nuclear-transcribed mRNA catabolic process, nonsense-mediated decay. Gene Ontology annotation, cellular component: cytoplasm. Gene Ontology annotation, molecular function: RNA binding; zinc ion binding; DNA binding. The transcript has 5 exons. Lineage: Eukaryota; Metazoa; Arthropoda; Insecta; Hymenoptera; Colletidae. The record is from RefSeq and is a predicted model, not a curated record. The coding region runs from base 341 to 3700 and encodes 1119 amino acids.
AACCUUCUCUCUCUCGACGCACUUGGAGAUCAGCUGAUGACGUAACACGCGACGAGCGCAAAGAAGAAAAGUUAGUUGUGUGUAACUCGUGUCGGUGUUGGUGGGCGCGAGGCUUGCGCGAGAAAAAGUAUGGCGUAGGAUUCUCUGGGCCACUUUCGUCGAAAGUGUUAACCGUUCACUUCGUACACGUUGGGGGUUUCCGUUUCACCCUUAAGAUUUGUUUCGCGAGCGUUCUCGAGCUGCGGCGUUAUCGCGGGCUACGGUGUUCGCUGAUUACACGAACCGCGGUGCAGUCUAUCCAUCGCGGGACACGAAAAGGACGUACGAGUAUCGUACCAGGAUGAGCGUCGACGCGUACGGGCCUAGCAGUCAGACCCUAACGUUCCUCGACACGGAGGAAGCGGAUUUGAUCGGAGCCGAUACGCAGGGCAGUGAAUUCGACUUCACGGACUUCACGUUACCGUCGCCGAGUCAAACUCAGGCCUCCCAGCACGAUGCUGUACAAAGUCAACCUAGCCAGCCUGUACAGGUUAAUGGAACCAGUGUUGGCUCAUCUUUGGAUUUGAAGAUAUCUGGAACAGCACAGAGUCUUGCCGAAUUACAGUUUGAGGAAGAAGAAGAGGAGGCAUAUUACAAUCGUGACUUGCCUGAACAUGCAUGUAAAUACUGUGGAAUUCAUGAAGCAUCAUGCGUUGUUAUGUGCAACGUUUGUCGUAAAUGGUUCUGUAACGGACGUGGAAACACAUCUGGUUCACAUAUUAUUAAUCACCUUGUUCGAGCCAAACACAAGGAAGUCACUCUGCACAGAGACGGUCCAUUGGGAGAAACUGUUCUGGAAUGUUACUCUUGUGCUGUCAGGAACGUCUUUGUUCUUGGCUUUAUUCCAGCAAAGGCAGAUUCCGUUGUUGUGUUACUUUGCAGGCAACCUUGUGCGGCUCAAAGUUCCUUGAAGGACAUGAACUGGGAUCAAGAACAAUGGAAACCACUGAUCGAGGAUCGUAGCUUCUUAGCGUGGUUGGUAAAAAUUCCGUCCGAACAGGAACAAUUACGAGCCAGACAGAUUUCCGCUCAACAGAUUAACAAAUUGGAAGAACUGUGGCGCGAUAACGUGGACGCGACUUUCCAAGACCUUGAAAAGCCCGGAGUGGACGAAGAACCGCAACAAGUGCUCUUGCGGUACGAAGACGGAUACCAAUAUCAAAACAUAUUCGGUCCUUUGGUAAAGCUCGAAGCAGAUUACGAUAAACGUUUGAAGGAAUCGCAAACUCAAGAAAACAUCGAAGUCCGGUGGGAUGUUGGCCUGAACAAAAAGACGAUCGCAUAUUUUAUGUUGGCGAAAACUGACGGCGAUAUGAAACUGAUGCACGGGGAUGAAUUAAGACUUCGAUAUUUGGGUGAACUUCACAAGCCCUGGUCAGGUAUUGGGCACGUGAUAAAAAUUCCUGACAAUUACGGGGAGGAAGUAGGCAUCGAAUUGAAAAAUAAUUCCGGUGCUCCGACGGAAUGUAUGAGCAACUUUGUCGUUGACUUUAUUUGGAAAAGUACCAGUUUUGACCGCAUGCAAUUAGCAUUACGGAAAUUUGCGGUGGACGAUACUUCCGUGUCCGCUUACAUAUAUCACAGAUUACUGGGACACGAAGUGGAGGAAGUGCUAUUCCGUUGUCACCUUCCGAAGCACUUUAGUGCCCCGAACUUACCCGACUUGAAUCGGUCUCAAGUAUAUGCCGUGAAGCACGCAGUUCAGAGACCGUUGUCCCUGAUCCAAGGGCCGCCCGGUACGGGUAAAACCGUAACCAGCGCCACCAUAGUAUACCAACUGGUGAAACAGAACGGUGGACCAGUAUUGGUGUGCGCUCCAUCGAACACGGCCGUGGACCAGCUCACGGAAAAGAUACACAAGUCAAAUUUGAAGGUGGUUAGGCUUUGCGCCAAGUCGCGCGAGGCUAUCGAUUCGCCGGUGAGCUUUUUGGCUCUUCACAAUCAAAUCAAGAACAUGGAAACGAACACAGAGCUGCAGAAGCUGCAACAGCUGAAGGACGAGACCGGUGAACUGUCCAGCGUCGACGAGAAACGAUACAGACUGUUGAAAAAGGCAGCGGAGAAAGAACUGUUGGAGGCAGCGGACGUGAUUUGCUGCACCUGCGUGGGAGCCGGUGACCCGAGGCUGCACAGACUAAAAUUCCACUCGAUCCUCAUCGACGAGAGCAUGCAAGCCACCGAACCUGAGUGCAUGGUGCCUGUGGUACUUGGCGCGAAACAGCUGAUUCUCGUCGGCGAUCACUGCCAACUAGGCCCGGUAGUAAUGUGCAAGAAAGCCGCAAGAGCUGGUUUGUCGCAAUCGUUGUUCGAGAGACUGGUCGUUCUCGGUAUCAGACCAUUCCGAUUGGAGGUUCAAUACCGAAUGCAUCCCGAUCUAUCGCGUUUCCCGUCCAACUUCUUCUACGAGGGCUCGUUACAAAAUGGCGUGUGCGCCGACGAGAGGAAACUGCUGAAGAUCGACUUUCCGUGGCCCGCGCCCGACAAGCCUAUGUUCUUCUACGUGACCCAGGGACAGGAGGAAAUUGCCGGCAGCGGUACGUCGUACUUGAACCGAACCGAGGCAUCGAACGUCGAGAAGAUAGCCACACGUUUCUUGCGCUGCGGCGUCAAGCCCGAACAGAUCGGCGUGAUCACGCCGUACGAGGGACAGAGGGCGUAUCUGGUCCAAUACAUGCAGUACCAAGGCUCGUUGCACUCGAAGCUGUAUCAAGAGAUCGAAGUGGCCAGCGUGGACGCGUUCCAGGGCAGAGAAAAGGACAUAAUAAUCAUGUCGUGCGUACGGUCCAACGAGCAUCAGGGUAUCGGGUUCCUCAACGAUCCGAGACGUUUGAACGUUGCGUUGACCCGUGCCAAAUACGGAAUCAUCAUCGUGGGUAAUCCGAAAGUAUUGUCCAAGCAACCGCUCUGGAACCAUCUGCUCAGUUUCUACAAGGAACAAAAGGUACUCGUAGAGGGUCCGUUGAAUAACCUGAAAGAAUCCAUGAUCCAGUUCGCGAAACCAAAGAAGCUCGUCAACGCAGCGAAUCCUGGUUCGCACUUCAUGUCCACGUCGAUGUACGACGCGCGAGAGGCCCUGAUACCGGGUUCCGUGUACGAUCGAUCUGGCACCCAGGUAAACGGCACGCAGAACCACAAUCCAUACUAUCAGAGAAACGUGCCUCUAGACAUAUUCAGCAGAACGCACGACACGAUCAGCUACAUCAGCCCGGAAAGGGCACAGGCGGCGAUGAACAACGUCCCGGUGCCCGUGGGCAUGUUCAUGAACAUGGCACACGUACCGCCGAGAUUCUACAAUCAGCAUCAACAGGCGUUGCAGGCCAGACAGAAUCAACGUAAUCGUCGGGGCGCCGUACUUUCCAAGAACAAGCAAGGUCCGCGAAUGGGCAAGCUGAGCCAAACCGAGCAGAACACCCAACCGUACAGUCAGCCGGGUCUGCCCCUGACGCAAGGCACCACGCAGGGCAUGUCACAGCCGGGAUUCAGUUUAUCUCAACCCGGAUUGAGCCAGGCCGAGCUGUCCCAGGACUCGUUCGCGGUCGGGGAGUUCCAGUCGCAGAUGGACGGUCUAUUGUCGCAGGACUCGACUUACCAAGGCGAUCGGAGUGGUUUCUAUCAGUCUGGGCAGUCACAAGCCGGGGGACAGUUCUCCCAGCCAUACUGAGCCGAGACCGUACGGCUGAGCAACGCAAUUGCUAUGCAGCGUCGCGGGAGCGACUGAAGGCUCGUUCGACCAAUUCUUCUUCAACCAACAAACCACAAAUCACUAACUGCGCGAAACGGUAAAACGGCUCGAGGCGAUCGAGUACGGUAUUUAUGCACGCAGUCGUCGGCGUUAAAGAGGGUUUUAAAGCAAGCAAGGAAAAAAAAAGCAAACGAAAUAAAAGCAAACAACCAGCAAUAACAAAACGGAAAGGGAGUUCGUCGCCGUGAUAACCGUCACAUCGAACAAACGAGACAAAAAAAAGAAAAAGAAAAAAAACCAAGGGAGGAAAACCAAACGACAAGAAAGAAAACCAAAAUACGUUUCAGACGGGAAGGAACCGGAUGGCAACACCGCUGAAUGUAACAGUGUGCGGCGACACGCCCAAUGGAAAAAAUGGGAUAAGACUGGGAGACGACACACAAUCACACCACCAACUCACCGUGACACGCGCUUAUCGUGAACGGACCGUUUUAUCGCGGGGAUCGAGUGACGCUAUAAUUACAACAAACAAAAAAAAUGUCAAAACUAUGGAAAAUAAAAAAAAAAGACGAUGAUAAUAAUAAUAGUAAAAAAAAAGAAGAUACGGGACAUGUAACGCUUCGUGACUCGACCAAAUUUCGACAAGUGUGCCAACGUAGUAUUUGUAACGCACAACUGCACGAAUCUUCUCUCUACGAAAAUAAUAAUAAAA